ACGCGAUGGCCCACUAAAGCAACAAGUUUUGAUCGAACCGAACGCAGGCGCCCCUCUCAUGGUGGUGCGACGCAGGUGAAACAAAACCCUGUAUUGCGAUCGGACUCAUUUCCAUUUUCCACACCCGCCCAAAUUUGACUCGAUCCCUCUCUCACCCGCUUCCUCUUCCUCUCCCUCUCAGUUCUAAUCCUCCAAUCAGAUUCAGAUCUCUAGGCCAAAGACCUGGAUCGCUACAUUUCACUCUACAGUUUCAUGUACGGAGAAUUGAGGUUCUGAGUCGUCGACGCGUUACUGAGUCACUGACCGAGUCGCGAUGGCGGGGAAGACCGACUCGGUGUCGAUUCGGGUGCCGUACCGGAACCUGAAGGAUACGGAAGUUGAAAUGAUGGGGAUGGAUGAUGAGCCUCAUCAUCGGAUCGACCUCAAUUCCACUAGGCCGUCUCCGUCGCAGUCGCCGUCUUCGUCGUCGUCCGCUAGGGUUCCGAACGGGAACGGCGAUCUUCCGCAGCCGCAGAGUCUACCGGUUCCCAAUCAGAACACCCUGAUGACUCUAAUUCUCAGCUGUACGGUUGCCGCCGGUGUUCAGUUCGGUUGGGCUUUGCAGCUUUCGCUCUUAACUCCCUAUAUACAGACACUUGGAAUUGGGCAUGCAUUUUCUUCGUUUAUUUGGCUUUGUGGCCCUAUUACAGGCCUUGUGGUUCAACCCUGCGUUGGUAUUUGGAGUGACAAAUGCUCUUUAAAAAUGGGAAGAAGGCGCCCCUUCAUACUUGCAGGAUCUCUCUUGAUCUCUAUUGCCGUGGUAUUAAUCGGAUUUUCUGCAGACAUUGGAUACUUAUUAGGAGAUACACACGAGCAUUGCAGAACCUUCAAAGGUACCCGAACAAGGGCUGCUUUUGUCUUUAUUAUUGGAUUUUGGUUGCUGGAUCUUGCCAAUAAUACAGUUCAGGGGCCAGCGCGUGCUCUUCUAGCAGAUCUAUCAGGCCCUGAUCAACGUAACACAGCAAAUGCUGUGUUUUGCUCAUGGAUGGCUGUUGGUAACAUCCUAGGAUUUUCUGCUGGAGCAAGUGGAAAUUGGCACAGGUGGUUUCCUUUCUUGUUGAGUAAAGCUUGCUGUGAAGCCUGUGGAAAUCUUAAAGCAGCAUUUCUUAUAGCAGUGGUAUUUCUCUUGUUUUGUACACUUGUUACUAUAUAUUUUGCUGAGGAGGUUCCACUCACUGCAUAUCAGCCCAUGCGUAUAUCAGAUUCUGCUCCUUUAUUGGACGAUCCACAACGAAAUGGUUUCGAACAUUCAAAAUUAAAGUCUGAUAUGCAUGUUAUAGAUACUGCCAAUCAGAACAGAGCUGCGAAUGGCUAUGAAAGAGAUAGAAAUGUAAAACAUCCCAUGCCAAAUGUUGAGGAAGUUCAGAAUGGUGGUUUUAAUGAUGGUCCUGGAGCAGUGUUGGUCAAUCUAUUGACCAGUUUAAGGCAUUUACCACCCGCAAUGCAUUCAGUGCUCAUUGUUAUGGCUCUUACUUGGUUAUCCUGGUUUCCGUUCUUUCUUUUUGAUACGGAUUGGAUGGGGAGGGAAGUUUAUCAUGGAGAUCCCGCAGGGAACUUGUCUGAAGUACACACUUAUGAUCAGGGUGUCAGACAAGGUGCAUUCGGUUUAUUAUUGAAUUCAGUCGUUCUUGGAAUUAGUUCUUUCCUAAUUGAGCCAAUGUGUAAGCGGAUGGGGGCAAGGCUAGUGUGGGCAAUGAGCAAUUUUAUUGUGUUUGCCUGCAUGGCAGGCACUGCUAUAAUAAGUUGGAUAUCUGUAGGAGAGUAUUCUAAAGGGAUAGAACACGUAAUUGGAGGGAAUGAUAAUAUCAAAAUUGCUUCCCUGAUUGUUUUUGCUCUUCUUGGGUUUCCUCUCGCUAUCACAUACAGUGUUCCCUUUUCUGUUACAGCUGAGUUGACUGCUGAUGCAGGCGGUGGACAAGGACUGGCUAUAGGAGUUUUGAAUCUGGCAAUUGUCAUCCCACAGAUGAUUGUGUCUCUCGGUGCGGGGCCAUGGGAUGCUUUAUUUGGUGGAGGAAAUAUACCUGCCUUUGUUUUGGCUUCUUUUGCUGCCCUUGCUGCUGGCAUUUUUGCAGUUCGCAGGCUACCAAAUCUAUCAAACAGUUCUUUCACAUCGAGUGGUUUUCAUUUUGGCUAGUGACGAGCAGCUGUUUAGGUGAUAACCACACCAUGCGUGACUCUUUAUCAACAAUACAGGAGCAUUGGCUCCCUGAGGAAUGGCUCUGACAUUUUGCGUACGUAUGACAUUCUUAUCAAAAGAAUUACCCAUUCCAUAUUCAAUUCAUUCAUUUUUUCCACAAUUUUAGUGAGUAAUCUGUACUCAAUGUAGAGUGUAUAUUGUCAGUUAUUAUGAAAAGGAUCUACUUGCAUAUAUUUCUCACUUACUCAUUGUUUUACUAAAUCUAACUAAGCAUAUUUUGGCGUAGUGAAUAAAGCGCUUGGCGAUUAUUGUAAUAUUUCAUCUACACUGUAUAUAUAUUCAGCAGGAGGUAAUUGGUAUGUGCAUGUAAACGACACCUAUUUGUCAACAUAACUGAUGUAUCAUUUGGAAGUCGAUGUUAUUGGAAUACUUAAAAAAUCAGAAGAAAUCUAGGCUAAUUUAUUUGAACUCUGUUGCUGGUGA
Rosa rugosa (rugosa rose) is the source of this 2659-nucleotide messenger RNA. Its product is annotated as sucrose transport protein SUC3. NCBI's taxonomy places the organism in Eukaryota, Viridiplantae, Streptophyta, Magnoliopsida, Rosales, Rosaceae. The transcript is spliced from 14 exons. Gene Ontology annotation, cellular component: membrane. The record is from RefSeq and is a predicted model, not a curated record. The coding region runs from base 314 to 2173 and encodes 619 amino acids. Gene Ontology annotation, biological process: transmembrane transport. Gene Ontology annotation, molecular function: sucrose:proton symporter activity.